Molecule: messenger RNA, 751 nt
Organism: Eruca vesicaria subsp. sativa (arugula)
Lineage: Eukaryota; Viridiplantae; Streptophyta; Magnoliopsida; Brassicales; Brassicaceae
Source: the annotation of a GenBank genome assembly
GGAAAAAAAAAAUUGUGAGAGAACGAUGGCGACGGCGAAUUGAAAUCUAGGGUUUCGAAAUGGAUCGUGGUUGGGAUCCGGGAAUUAGGAUGGAAGGGAAGAUCGAUGAGGCUUGUCAACCUGUCGGUCGGAUUGGGAUAUUAAGUUUCUCAAUCGGAGUUGUAGCAAAAAGGAUACGGGAGAUUGGAUUUGAUUUGGAUUGCUAUACUCUGGGAAUGAGAUCGGAUCCUCCUUCCAUUUUGGAAACGAUAUGGAACGAUAUGCAGAAUCAUGAAGGCGAUUCUCAAGGAUUUCAAGAGAUAUCGAGAAGUAUGGGAAUUCUGGGAGUUUUAGGGACUUUUAUGGUGAUCGUGAAGGUGUUACUUUGGUCUGGGACUUGGUUUGUGGGUAGAGAAGUGUCAUUCUCUUGGUUGAUCUCUUCAAAUCAGUCCUUGAGUCACGGUGGUUUGGUCACUGGACUGCAAAGGAGCGAGUCUCCACUCAUGGAAAUGACCAGAACUGCUUCUUUUAUAUAUAUUAUGGGAAAUUGUUGUUAUAUCGAACUGUCCAGGAAUGAUAAGAUCCACUUUAGGUCCUGCUGCAGUUAAGGUUUCAUCAAGUAAAUAUGUGUCAGUUGGUAGACUCAGGUACAUGUUUGGCCAGGACAAGUUUCUGAUGUGGGACUAUUUAGGUCGUUUGUCACUCAGAGGGUGUUUUGGUGUUGUAAAGUAAUAUGUAAACCAGUGAACUCUUACAUAAGUCUAUGGGAAAU